AAGGGAGGUACAGGCUGCUGGCAUCACCGACGACGAGUUUACAAUCGUGGAGGUAGAUGUGAGCAAAAAGAUGAUAAAAAACAUGAAGGAUGUGGAAGAGCCUCGGAAAAAGGACACGGAUCCUCCUGGAGAGCUAAAUAUGUCCCAAAAGUCGUCACCUCAGAGAAGGCCUUUUACAUGUAAGAUUUGCUUUCACAGUUUCAAGAGGAAACACCAUCUCAAGGGCCAUUUAGCAGUUCACUCUAACGUAAAGUCCUUUGAGUGUCCACAAUGCAGUAAAAGGUUCUCGCAUGGUUAUAACUUAAAGAGACAUAGCAAAAUCCAUGCCAAGGAAGCCGGGUAUGAGACAAGGCCCUUUGAAUGUCACAUUUGUACUAAGAGAUUCAAAAUGAAGCAACAUCUCAAGCUCCAUAUGCAUCUACAUUGUGAGGCAGAACCCUUGGAGUGUCCACAGUGCAGUAAGAUGUUUUCUAGGAAAGCUACCUUACACAGACAUAUCAAAACCCACGUUGAGGAUGCAAAGAAAGCCCAGAAAGUACGGUUUGCUGAGACAAAGUCAGCUAACAAGUUCAGUCAAGCAAGGGAACCUACUGAAGCAACGAAAGGGCCCCUGAAAUCACCUGCUGAAGAUGUAAGGGAGGUAAAGGCUGCUGGCAUCACCGACGACGAGUUUACAAUCGUGGAGGUAGAUGUGAGCAAAAAGAUGAUAAAAAACAUGAAGGAUGUGGAAGAGCCUCGGAAAAAGGACACGGAUCCUCCUGGAGAGCUAAAUAUGUCCCAAAAGUCGUCACCUCAGAGAAGGCCUUUUACAUGUAAGAUUUGCUUUCACAGUUUCAAGAGGAAACACCAUCUCAAGGGCCAUUUAGCAGUUCACUCUAACGUAAAGUCCUUUGAGUGUCCACAAUGCAGUAAAAGGUUCUCUUUUGGUUAUGUCUUAAAGAGACAUAGCAAAAUCCAUGCCAAGGAUGCCGGGUAUGAGACAAGGCCCUUUGAAUGUCACAUUUGUACUCAGAGAUUCAAAAUGAAGCAACAUCUCAAGCUCCAUAUGCUUGUACAUUGUGAGGCAGAACCCUUGGAGUGUCCACAGUGCAGUAAAAUGUUUUCUAGGAAAGCUACCUUACACAGACAUAUCAAAACCCACGUUGAGGAUGCAAAGAAAGCCCAGAAAGUACGGUUUGCUGAGACAAAGUCAGCUAACAAGUUCAGUCAAGCAAGGGAACCUACUGAAGCAACGAAAGGGUUCCUGAAAUCACCUGCUGAGGAUGUAAGGGAGGUACAGGCUGCUGGCAUCACCGACGACGAGUUUAUAAUCGUUGAGGUAGAUGUAAGCAAAGAUAUGAUUGAAAACAUAGAGACAUGCAGCACUGUAGGGAAUACCUUCGGACCAUCUAGCGACUCAAACCCCGGGAUUUCGACUCACAAGAACGACGCACGCGAGAAUGCAGACGGUGUGGUGAAGAAAUCGACAGCUGCUCAAACAGGGCUCUUUGAAUGUGAGAUCUGUUUUAAACCUUUCACGAGGACCUGUACGCCAGUCCAUUCUAACAAGAAGCCUCAGAAAUCACCAUCUCAAGGAAAAAUAGCCAGCAUGCCCGAGGAGCUGAAGGAACCCCUGAAAUUACCUGCUGAAGCUGUCAACAAGCCGCCUGAUUCUUCAUCCUUUUGCAUCCUGCCACGGCAUGCUGAUGUUAAUGACAAAGACUUUAAGAUAAGUGUGGAUAAUAGCAAAUCUUUAAAUCCUGCUGAGGAUGUGGAAGAGCCUCAGAAAAAGGACACGGAUCCUCCUGGAGAGCUAAAGAUGUCCAAAAAGUCGUCCCCUCAGAAAAGGCCUUUUGCAUGUCAUAUUUGCUUUAACAGUUUCAAGAGGAAACAACAUCUCAAGGGCCAUUUAGCAGUUCACUCUAGUGUAAAGCCCUUUGAGUGUCCACAAUGCAGUAAAAGGUUCUCUUUUGGUUAUGUCUUAAAGAGACAUAGCAAAAUCCAUGCCAGGGAUGCUAACAGGCCCCGGGAAUCGCAAAAACAAAAUAAAUUAGACCAUGCAGAUACUGCCAAGGAAGUGAAAGAACCCCAGAACGAGUAUCAGGCAAGGCCCUUUGAAUGCUAUAUUUGUACCCAAAGAUUCAAAAGCAGGCACCACAUGAUCGGCCAUAUGUCUGUACAUUCUAACGAAAAGCCCUUUGAGUGUCCACAAUGCAGUAAAGCGUUCUCGAGGAAAGCUACCUUACAAAGACAUAUCAAACUCCACGCCAGACCUGUAGAGAAAGCCAAGAAACCAAAGAAACCAAAGAAACCAAAGGCACCAAAGAAACCAAAGGCACCAAAGAAACCAAAGAAACCAUUGCUUGCUAAGACAAAGAUCGCUGAAAAUGUGAACAAGCCGAAUUAUUACUUACCCCAACUGCUGCCACGAUAUUUGGGUUUUUACAGCAAACAAACGGGGAUAUAUUUGGAUGAUAGCUACUAUGCAGAAACUGCUUAUGAAGUGAAAGAACCCCAGAACGAGGACACCGAUUUAAAGAGCCAUGAGUUCAUGGUAUCAGACAAGGCCCUUUCAAUGUCAGAUUUGGUUUGACAGAUUCAGAAGGAUGCAACAUCUCAAGGGCCACAUGUUUGCAAAGCCUUUUGAGUGUCCACAAUGCAGUAAAAUCUUCUGUCAGAAAUAUACCUCAAACAGACAUAUCAAAAUCCACUGCUUGCUGAGACAAAAGCCAAGCAAGUUCAAAGUCAAAGUCAAGCUAACAAGUUCAUUCAAGCAAGGGAUCCUACUGAAGCAACGAAAGGACCCCUGAAAUCACCUGCUGAGGAUGUAAGGGAGUCACAGGCUGUUGGCAUCCCCGACGACGAGUUUACAGGACGUGUGACUGAGGACAGCUAGGUGAAGGAGCCCUGCUGUUUUGUCAUAUAUGGUCGGCACGUUUCGGUAGGAAGUCUUUCCUCGUCAGACACAGAAAGAUGCUUUCGAACUGCGAAUUGUGUGGGAAAAAAAACAAAAAAACGUCCUCCUCUGUUUUUAUUUUAAGGAACAUAAGAAAGGAAAAGAAAAUAAUAUUUCUAUUACGUUGGGAAACUCUAUCAUUUCUUUCUCAUUAUUAUUGAUUUCGUUAUUUUAUUUUAUUUUAUUUUUUUAUUUUGUUACAUAGUACUGAUCUUAAAAAGUGUUAAAACUACACCUAAAAUAAUAAUUCGAGGAUUUUGCCUUUGUAUAAGCUUAACUAGUUUUAAGAUGGUGGGUGUUAAAAGACAAUCACGUUUGUUAAUUUAAGUAAAGGAAAAAAGGAUGCGAACUGCAUACAAUUUAAAUAUUCAUUACCCAGUCUUAGGUGAAGCAGGAUGUAUAACUAUAAAGGAAUAAAUUAUUAAUUUCAA
Molecule: messenger RNA, 3366 nt
Organism: Penaeus chinensis
Lineage: Eukaryota; Metazoa; Arthropoda; Malacostraca; Decapoda; Penaeidae
Product: zinc finger protein 91-like
Exons: 5
Coding region: 71-2572 (833 amino acids)
Biological process (GO): regulation of DNA-templated transcription
Molecular function (GO): RNA polymerase II cis-regulatory region sequence-specific DNA binding; DNA-binding transcription factor activity, RNA polymerase II-specific
Source: RefSeq, a predicted model, not a curated record